GAGAAAAAAAAAAACUCGUGACUCGUGCACUCGUGGUUGGCGUCAAAUUUAUUUAUUUAUUUAUCCAAGGCACCGCUUCUCUUUGUUUAUUAUUAAUUUAAAGUUUUUUCUAAAAACAACAUGGAUUUUUGGAAUGAAUUUUUAAAGAGCAUUGAUGAUUUAAAACUUGGUUUUUUCGUUGCUUUGGCAUUGGGCUAUGGACUCUACAGGUUAUCCAAGAUAACAAUUAAACCUGAAACGACGACAAAUGAUAAUGACAUGAUGAUUGAUGAUACAAAUGGAGAAUACAAGAUGGUAUUGGUCAUCAGAAAUGAUUUAAAAAUGGGAAAAGGAAAAGUAGCUGCUCAAUGUGCACAUGCUGCUGUUGCUGGUUAUGCUGCUGCAAUGAAAAUACCAAAAUAUUUACAAGCCUGGGAAGAAUCUGGACACAAAAAAAUAACUCUCAAGGUUGAUAGUGUUGAAGAAUUAGAUAAAAUUAAAAAAGAAGCUAAGAAAAAAGGUUUAAUUGCUGUUACUAUUCAAGAUGCUGGACGUACACAAAUUGCUGCUGGAUCAAAAACAGUUUGUUGUGUUGGUCCAGGUCCAGAUGAGCUUGUUGAUGAAGUUACUGGACAUUUAAAAUUGUAUUAAAUUGACAUUGAUACAUCAUCAUCAUCAACAACAACAUCAAUAAAAUUGAACAAAAUAAAACGAACAAAAGUAAAAAAUUAUUAUAUAACAAUUUUAAUAUUUUAUUAUUGAAAUACUGAAUCUUUUUAAGUUUAUCUCAAUUUAUUUUGUAUUCUAUUUUAUUAUAAUAGCAAUAAAAAAUAAUAUAUAAUUAAA
Aphidius gifuensis is the source of this 825-nucleotide messenger RNA. Its product is annotated as peptidyl-tRNA hydrolase 2, mitochondrial-like. Gene Ontology annotation, cellular component: cytosol; mitochondrion. Gene Ontology annotation, molecular function: peptidyl-tRNA hydrolase activity. Bases 121 to 630 code for a protein of 169 amino acids. Lineage: Eukaryota; Metazoa; Arthropoda; Insecta; Hymenoptera; Braconidae. The record is from RefSeq and is a predicted model, not a curated record. The transcript is spliced from 3 exons.